This is a messenger RNA of Bufo bufo (common toad), 1008 nucleotides long. RefSeq lists its product as uncharacterized. The record is from RefSeq and is a predicted model, not a curated record. The transcript is spliced from 2 exons. The coding region runs from base 1 to 1008 and encodes 335 amino acids. NCBI's taxonomy places the organism in Eukaryota, Metazoa, Chordata, Amphibia, Anura, Bufonidae.
AUGUCUCUGGAAGGAAUUGAGAACUUUUCCCUUCCGGGCACUCCGGCUAGAUCCAUCACCUUAGCCCAAGGAGACGAUCUUGCCAGCCCAGCAUCCAUCAGAGCCUGGACAAUUCCGCGUAUCACGGCGGAAUUGAAGAGACGGCAGAUCCCCUUCCCCGCCACGGCAAGGAAAGCGGAGUUUUUCCGACUACUACGCACGUCAACCAGUAAUGCGGAGGCAGGGGAAGGACCCAGCCAGUCCAGCACGGGGGAUAUACACGCCAUGCUGGCCUCUUUGAUGACGUCCAUGUCCAGGGUCAACGACAGGUUAGAGAGGCUGGAGUCGGUCACCACAUCCCUCUCCUUGGCAGGGCCACCACCGGCAGCGUCACCGGCACCAUCCGGUUUGCCAGUGGGCGUGCCAUCCAUCAACCCAGAUGACCAAGAAGUCAGCCCGGCGCACAUGAUACCGGAGCACUUGAAAAGGGACAUUCUGGAAGCAUUUAUGUCUCAGCACCCAUCCAGACAUCUCACGGAUUUCCUCGUGGCAGGGCUGACAGAAGGCUUCCACACGGGCAUCCUGCACAUGCCGACAGGCACCCUGGAAUGUCUAAAUCUCCUAUCCGCCCAAGGCAACCCCACCGCAAUUGACGCCCUCAUAGCCCAGGAAGUUGCAGAGGGUUUCGUGCUAGGACCAUUCAAGACACCCCCAUUCACCACAUGGCGCACCAAUCCCAUUGGCAUCGUCACCGGGAAAUCUUCCCAGAAACAGAGGCUAAUCAUCGAUCUAUCGGCACCACACGGCUCAGCCGACCCCAGUCUCAACUCCCUCAUUCCGUCGGAGGAAUUCUCACUCCAAUACACCACUAUAGAUCACGCCAUCACCGCCAUCAGGCAAGCAGGGGUCGGAGCAUGGCUCAGCAAAACCGACAUCGCCAAUGCGUUCAAAUUGCUACCAAUUCACCCAUCGCUGUGGCACCUUCAUGGCAUCAAGUGGUCCGAAAACUAUUAUUUUUCUCCCGGUUGA